AUGGGAUUCCACCCCAGCAGACUGAUAGACCUCCCUGGCGUGCAUUCACUAGGGAAGAAGAAGUCCAUGAUUGUUGUGAUUUUUGUAGCAGCAUUUCUCUUCCUGCUGAUUUUUCACCUUAUAAAUGAAGUGAAAUUCCCUUUGCUACUAAACUGCUUUGGACAAUCCGGUGCUAAAUGGAUUCCAUUCUCCUACACACUCAGGAAGCCUCUCAGAACUCACUAUGGAUACAUAAAUGUGAAAACACAAGAGCCUUUGCAGCUGGCCUGUGAUCUGUGUGCCAUUGUUUCAAAUUCCGGUCAAAUGGCCGGCCAGAAGGUGGGAGCUGAAAUUGACCGAUCAUCCUGCAUCUGGAGGAUGAACAAUGCUCCCACAAGGGGCUAUGAAGAGGACGUGGGGCGGAGGACGAUGAUAAGGGUGGUAUCCCACACCAGUGUUCCCCUGCUGCUGAAGAACCCAGAUUACUUUUUCAAGGAUGCCAACAGCACGAUCUACGUCAUCUGGGGCCCUUUCCGGAACAUGCGGAAAGAUGGCCACGGCAUUGUGUACAACAUGCUGAGGAAAGCUAUGGAUGUUUACCCCAGUGCCAAGAUUUACGUGACAACUGAGAAGCGCAUGAGUUACUGUGACGCAGUUUUCAAGAAGGAGACUGGAAAAGACCGAGUCCAGUCAGGUUCAUAUCUCAGCACUGGUUGGUUUACUUUAAUUCUGGCGAUGGACGCUUGCUAUGGCGUCCAUGUCUAUGGGAUGAUAAAUGACACCUACUGCAAGUCAGAAGGCUUUAGAAAAGUCCCCUACCACUACUAUGAGCAAGGAAGAGAUGAAUGUGAUGAAUAUCUUCUGCACGAAAAUGCUCCUUAUGGAGGUCACAGGUUUAUCACGGAAAAGAAAGUAUUUGCAAAAUGGGCCAGAAAGCACAAGAUAAUAUUUACCCACCCAAAUUGGACAGUGUCUUGAUGUCGGUUUUGCGAGGCCUUCAGCGUUAGCCCGAUAUUACAACAAUGCCUCAGCCUGGGAUGAUGAUUUUUUCACCUUAAAGUUCUUUCUCUGCUUAGAUAAGCCGGACAUAAAUGAUAGCUCAGUUAUUAAGAUGAACUUGAGAACUGUGGAGGGUAAUUGUGCUGCUUUGUUUUCUCACUGAGGAUACUACACCAAAUAAUGCACUUUAUAGCUUAACCGGACAUUAAUCAAGACAGCAGCGACCUUACCAACGUUAUUGUUGGAGCUGGGCUCACCGGGAUAUUGAACAGUGGGUAGU
Tachyglossus aculeatus (Australian echidna) is the source of this 1258-nucleotide messenger RNA. It is a transcript of the gene ST6GALNAC3, whose product is annotated as ST6 N-acetylgalactosaminide alpha-2,6-sialyltransferase 3. Gene Ontology annotation, biological process: ganglioside biosynthetic process; oligosaccharide metabolic process. The transcript has 5 exons. Gene Ontology annotation, molecular function: alpha-N-acetylgalactosaminide alpha-2,6-sialyltransferase activity. Bases 1 to 957 code for a protein of 318 amino acids. The record is from RefSeq and is a predicted model, not a curated record. Lineage: Eukaryota; Metazoa; Chordata; Mammalia; Monotremata; Tachyglossidae.